Molecule: messenger RNA, 2658 nt
Organism: Styela clava
Lineage: Eukaryota; Metazoa; Chordata; Ascidiacea; Stolidobranchia; Styelidae
Product: leucine zipper transcription factor-like protein 1
Biological process (GO): negative regulation of protein localization to cilium
Cellular component (GO): cytoplasm
Source: RefSeq, a predicted model, not a curated record
AAUAAUUAUGAAAUGGCACAUUGUUUACUUUCUAGUGCGAACUCUUUAUAAAAUUCUGCCAAAUCUUGGCAUAUCGUGGAUAUUCUGGCUUUGUAUAGGAGCCGUGGUGUUGUUGCUUGCGUCUGCCAGUCUGUAGACUUGCUGAUUUGGGAUAUUGGCUUUGUUUUCAGCGUCGGAUUAUUCUUCUGGAUUUUGACAAUUAGUCAUGUCUGCCCUCGGAUUAAACGAUCACCACCAACAACAAGCAUUGAAUUUCAUUCGAUUCAAUCGUUACAAGCGUUCUCAACGGUUAAAAGGUGUUGAUCAUUGUUUCCAAGAUUUAAAAGACAGCAGACUAUAUGAGGAUACUUACACAGUGGACGAAGUCACAGAGAUGCUGGAUGGACUUCUGACAGUUUGUCGAAGCGAGAUGGAAUCGGAAUUACUAAAUUCUAGCCACACGAGUGUGCUGUUGAUGAGACAGAUGUUGACUCAAGCCGAGAAAUGGCACCUGAAGAUCGAGGCUGAUAUCUCAGAACUUGAAAACAGAGAACUUCUUGAACAGAUUGCGGAAUUUGAAGAAAGAGAACUGACACUAGGUGGCUCCUCAUCAGCUCCAAAACCUAAACUCGCUCCGUUAAAUGAAACUGGAGGGACUGCACUUUUACAAAUGGAAAUAGAGCGACUGAAUGGAGAGCUUGAAAGAUUCCAACAGAGGAGUAAGAAAAUGGAAGAACAGGUCAACGCUGUUUUGAGAGAGAAAAAUGCACUUCAAGAACAAGUCAAACAGUUGGGAGAAAAGCCUGUUGCAACAAUGGACUCAGCGACAGUCUCUCAACUUGAAUCAGACAUGAAGAAAUUACGUUCAGAAUUCAACGAAAAUUUGAACGAAAAAAUAUCGGAAAAUAGAGUUUUGGAAAUUAACCUGACGACAUCUAAACACCAGUUACUGCGAGUUAAGGAGCAAUUAGAAUUAGCAGAGAAAGAAUUGGACAAAAAAUUCCGCGAGACUGCAGCAUAUCGGAAUAUGAAAGAUAUGUUAACGAAGAAAAAUAACCAGAUUAAAGAUUUGAGAAAGACAGUUGCAAAAUAUGAACCAUCAGACUGAGAUCAACACUCCUCAUCAAACAUUCACAUUUAGAAAAUAUUAUUUACCUGCACUAACAACACGUUACCUAUAUUUAUUGCUUUAUCCAUUCCACUCGAGACUUCAUGAGAUGUUAUAAGGUACUUGGAAUCAAAGUUCAUUCAUAAUGGCUUCUAGCCCCGAAAUCGAAAUUCUGAAUUUCUGGGAGUGAUGAAAGGAGUAAAAUUGGUGAUGAUAAGAGUCAAAAUUUGAUACAGAAACUUUGACAAUUUUCGCAGCCCUUAUCGCUUGUAGCCCUAUACUCUUUAUCUCGUCAUGAUAUCUAUUGCCAAUAUCAGAGUCUCUUACGAGAUUGCAUGAUAUGGUAAGGGUUGGAUGUUAUGAUACAAACCAUAAACAUUUACUCCAAUAUUUUAUACCAGUAAAACGUUGCGAAAACACUGUAGCCUGAUUAGAAGAUACAGGUUUCAAACUUAUACAUCUUUGACAAGGUUAUUUAUUUCAUUUAUAAUUUUAAAAUCUUGAUUAUGAACUCAAGUUUCAGUUUUGAAUUUUGAUUUAUGGGGUGUUAUCAGCAUUUUAUUCAAGUGGGUAAAAAAAAAUAAAAGUUCCCCCCUUUUCACACUUAUCUCCAAUCCCCAGAUUCAUAUACAUUGGUUAUCUAUGUUCAUACAUAUAUUUUAUGCACUGUAUGUAGCCACCAACGUAGCUGCACUUUAUAUACUGUAUUAAUGUUGUUUAUUUUUACUAUAUUCAUUCCCUGACAAUCUAGUUUUAUAUAUGUCAAGUCAAAUUUGAUUGCAUGUAAUGGCCUAUCUGUUUGUGUAUCGGUCGGAUAUUAAGAUUCCCAGAGGCGUAUCCAGAAAUUUUGAAAUGGGUGUUCUAAAAUUUAUAAUUGCCAAGUUAUGACUAACAACCAGUGGGCCCAGUCGAAGUCCGGAAAAAGUGGCUUUUUCAGAAUCUCAUGCGAAAAUUGACAAUUUCAUUUUGAUAAUCAUUAGGAGAAAAUAGCAACCCUGUAACAAAAAACGGUUCCAUUACAUUGGAACCCACGACAAUUGCACCUAUAGAUUUUUUUUUUGUUUUGCGGAUAUUUGAACCCGUACUAACCCUAACCCAUGGGUUUUAGCACCUGCAUUUAGAUUGAACCUGCGGAUAUUCGCAUGGGUUGAAGUGUACGUGGAUUCAAAUUUACGGUCACCUUGAAAAUGAUAUUAGCAAUUGCUAAUACUAGCGUCAACGUGGUUCAAAUGUACGGUCACCACAAAAAACAGCAUCAUUGAUUGCUACUACCAUCAAAUUUAACUGAAUUUAUCAACAACUCUAGAGCAAUUUUUAGUAAGUCUGUGUCCCACCUGAAAUUGUUCUUGUGGGCCAAAAGGGCCAUGGCCCACUGUUUGAAAACCAGUAAACUAGGCAAUGUUGCCCCCGUUGUUCCUUGAAAACGAAGUCUCAAAACAUUGCUUUUAGCAAGUUUCUGAAAGUAUGCUAAGUGAUUCUCCUUUGUAACCUUUUUCUAUGUAUUGUUGUAUAUUUUGUUAGCAGUUUUUUUUAUGCAAAAUAGUACAAAUAAGAAAAAUUGGUUCUAAAGU